Messenger RNA from Cyanistes caeruleus (blue tit), 4521 nucleotides. RefSeq names its product toll-like receptor 2. Gene Ontology annotation, molecular function: triacyl lipopeptide binding; protein binding; transmembrane signaling receptor activity. The record is from RefSeq and is a predicted model, not a curated record. Gene Ontology annotation, cellular component: plasma membrane; signaling receptor complex. Gene Ontology annotation, biological process: immune response; inflammatory response; toll-like receptor signaling pathway. NCBI's taxonomy places the organism in Eukaryota, Metazoa, Chordata, Aves, Passeriformes, Paridae.
CCACGGAGCCAUGAAAGGUAUUUCAGAUUGUGCAGGCAGAAAAUGGUAUUACAAGGGCCGCCUGGGACACAAAACAAAGAAAAAUGUAUCUACCGUGUCCUCAGAUGAACCGUGCUCUCCUUCAAACCAUUCUCUGACUCUCUCUUACUCUGAAGUAAGAUGUGUUUUAUUUUGCUGGAUAAAGAGGGUUUCAUGGAUACAACUAAUGAAACAAUUUCUGGACUUUGAGUAAAUAAGGAUUAUUUUAAAGCAUAUUCAUUAAUGUAUUAUAAUGAUGGAUUUAAUAUUUAUUUUCUCCAGGAUGAGGAUCCUUCCUGGCUGCCUUCAUUUCUACUUCAUUCCUUUCUUACUCAGCGGAGCACAUGGAUUCCUAAUGUGGAGAACAAUUCCACCCUCUCUGGUUUAUAACUACUCCUAUUCAAAUCUCUCCUCUGUCUCAGAAGCACAAGCUCCGAAAACAGCAAGAGCUCUCAAUUUCUCACACAAUGUCAUCGAAAAAAUUACCAAGAGAGACUUGGAAGGAUUUGACUGGCUGGAAGUUCUGGACUUUUCCUACAAUCAGAUCAGGGCUGUUGAGCCUGGAGCUUUCCAGAGUCUGCUCAGUCUGGUUUCUGCAGAUUUAUCAUUUAAUGAUGAGAAGCUGCUUCUGUCAGAUCUCCCACCCCACCUGAAGCUCUCAUCCGCUGGCAAAGCUCCAGGGUCUCUGCAGCUUUCCAGGAAUUCUGGCAAAUCCUCAGGGGCUGCUCUGGAGCCUCCUGCUCCCACUGAGAAGCUGUCACAUUCUGGAAUUCUGUCUCUCCUGCAAAUCCUUAGCCCCAGGCUCAGGAGAAGCACAGGGAAUAUUCUUCGGAGGGGAGAGAGGAACACAACAGCCCUUCCCACGGCCACACCUGAGCCCACCCUCUGCGGAACUCCCAUCAACGGGACACUCGACCUGUCCCACAGCAACCUCACCCAGGACGAGCUGAUGGUAAAACUGGAUGACAACCUCUGCCAAGCCCAGCUGGGCAGGAUUUUGGAGCUUGACAUCAGUCACAACAAUGUGGAAAUGGAUCUUCUGUCUCUGAUUUCCCUGUUCUUCCCAAUGGAAAACACGCUGUCCAUCGACGCCAGCUUCAACAAGUUAACCAUUAACAUCCUGGAUGCUGAGUUCUUCUGUAAGUUCCCAUCCCACCAGCUUUUGUUCCUAAACAUCAGCAACAACCCCAUCAACAGCCUGGAUACGCUGUGCCUCCCUCCCAGCAUCAAGGAAAUUGAUUUGUCCUUCACCAACAUCAGCAGAAUACCCCUGAAUUUUGCUGCAAAACUGUUUAACUUGGAAAAAAUGUAUGUUCAAGGAAACCAUUUCAUCUACACAGCAUUCCCAGAAAGCGGGAAUACGCUUCCAAUGUGUGCCCCUCCCCCUGGAACCGUACACAUCAGUGCCAUCUCCUUUGUCAGGAACGAGGCUGGGACACCCAUUGGAAGCCUUCCUGAGAAAGUGAAACACCUGGAGAUGUCCAACUGCUCCAUUGUGGAACUGCCAGAGUGGUUUGCUGACACAGUGGAAGAACUGUUAUUUCUGGACCUCAGCAGCAACCACAUUUCUGUACUUCCCAAUUUCCCACCCUCCCUGCAGCAUCUCGACAUCAGCAACAAUGACAUCAAAGUCAUCCACCCCAGCCUGAAAUCCCUCUCCAGCUUAAAUGUAUUUAGGAUUCAAAAUAACAAAGUUAUGGAUAUACCCAUGGAGUAUUUUCCAUCAGCCUUAAAAAAGUGUGAUUUUAGUAAAAACAAGGUGAAGGUGCUGUCCUUAACUUCUGUCCUGGAGAAGCUGGAACAUCUCAAUGUUUCUGGGAACCAGAUCACACGUCUGGAGCCUGCCGGCCGCCUUCCUGCACUGAGCAGCCUGGACAGCAGCCACAACCUGAUCCCAGAGCUGCCCGAUGCCUUUGGGGAAUCCCUCCCAGGGCUCAAGUAUUUGAAUCUAUCAGGGAAUAAGAUCUCCUUUCUGCAGCGUGGCUCUCUGCCAGCUUCUCUGGUCGAGCUGGACAUCAGUGACAACGCCAUCACGACCAUCGUGGAGGCCACGUUUGGCCCGCUGACGAGCCUCAGGGUUCUGACUGUUCAAGGGGAGCAUUUUUUCUGCACCUGUGACCUGUACUGGUUUGUGAACGUCUACCUCCACGAGCCCCAGCUGGAGAUCAGGGGCAGGGGGGCCGUGAGGUGCAGCUUUCCCCCGGAGCGCCGGGGCUCGCUGGUGGGCAGCAGCCGCCUGACGCUGCUGCGCUGCUCCCUGGGUGUCCAGCUGGCCGUGACCGCCGGCGCCGCCGGCCUGGCCGUGCUGGCCCUCAUCGCGCUCUGCUGGCGGCUGGACGGGCCCUGGUACAUCAGGAUGGGCUGGUACUGGUGCAUGGCCAAGAGGAAGCAGUACGAGAAGAGGCCAGAAAACAAACUCUUCGAUGCCUUCGUCUCGUACAGCGAGCACGACGCCCACUGGACCAAAGAGAACCUGCUGGAAAAGCUGGAAAAUGACGGGUUCAGGAUAUGUUACCAUGAGAGGGAUUUCAAACCAGGGCAUCCUGUGCUUGGGAACAUUUUUUACUGCAUAGAGAACAGCCAUAAAGUGCUUUUUGUUCUCUCUCCCAGCUUUGUGAACAGCUGCUGGUGUCAGUAUGAGCUGUAUUUUGCUGAACACCGGGUCCUGAAUGAAAACCUGGAUUCCCUCAUCAUGAUUGUGCUGGAAGAUCUCCCACCCCACAGCGUCCCACAGAAAUUCAGCAAACUCAGGAAACUGCUGAGAAGGAAAACCUACUUGAAGUGGAGCCUUGAGGAACAUAAGCAGAAAAUGUUCUGGCAUCAGCUAAAAGCUGUCCUAAAAACAACCAACGAGCCGCUGGUGAGAGCGGAGAACGGAUCCACUCUGGAAAUGCAGGAGCUGGAAUGAGAUCCAGGGAACUCUGAGGGCUGUGCCUGGAAAGCCUGUGCUCCGAGAAAAGCAUUUACCUCCUGCAAAGGCUGCUGUGAUGCCCAGGGGUUUGUCUGGGUCAGUCCCAGGAGAGGCUCCUAGGGGGGACUGCAGCAAACCUGUUAUUCCCUCUGAUAAAGAAUCCUGAAGGGAUGAGGCCUGAGCACUGAUAAAAAGCCUUUUCCUGCUGGAUGCUUGAAUUUGUUCAGCUAUUCCCAGCACUUCUGUAAAGUGCUGUGGAUGUCACCUGAAAGGAAGAACUGCUCAAGUCACACUGCAUGUCCUUGCUGCCUUCCUGAGGUGGUGGCAGUGAGAAGCAAUGUCUUAGGACUGGACUACAGAUUCCCAGUUCUGGCACAGCUUAAGGUGGGAACACACCCUGUGUGCAGGUAUGAGACCCACAAACCACACUGCUACAUGGGAGCAGCUCCUUUCUGUGCUUUGGCAAGGAAAGAUUAAAGAUUGAAUUAAUUUAGCCCUCCCAGAGAGGCUAAACCCACACUGCUACAGACUUUGGGUUCAGUGACUGCUGGAAGGGACGAGACUUGAAAAUCUUCUGUAAAUCCAGAAUAAAAUAUAAAACUAAACAGUACAAAAAGGAUCAGCUGAGUGUGGUGGUCUCUGCUGUUAAAUAACUGGGGUGAGCUUUGUUUAAUCAUAAAUCUCUGAAGAAUAAGCAAGUUCUGUACAUUAUUAUUUAGAUUUAGGGAAGUUCCACCUUACACAGCCACCCUGACCCAUUUCCAAUGGAUUCAGUGCUACCUCUGCAUGGUCCUUGCCCUCACCUAGUGCCACUUGAUAAUUUUAUUUACUGUGUUUGGGAAAAAACCAAAAUAAAUUCAGCUGAUCCAACUUUCACAUUCAAGGGAAAUCACCAGACUGUGACAAAAAAUAAACACCAGGUGAGGACAAAUGCUUUGGUGCAGCACGACUUGAACUCGCUCCUAUGAUGAGCAAACACAAACAACUUCCCAGCAGGAAAUCCCAAAUCCAGGAAUGCAGCAUGUUUGGAACACACACUCUGAAAAGGAAUUGGCCCUGCUGUGACAAAACAAGACCAAUACCAACCUAUUUGCUGCCAAAAGGGGGAACAUGCAACAAACAUCUCCAUUGACAGAGAUCCCUUGGAACUCAGUGCAAACCCAGCUUUCCUCAGCAAUAUGAUUUGGCAUCAUCAGCUUUGAGGUUUCACAUAUUAGGAUAAAACUCCUAAAACUCCUGCAGGCCAGCAACUGAAAAAGCCAACUCUUUUCACUGCAGAGAUUUAGGGCUUAAAAAGACUGGGAAUUAUAAAAAUAUUACACAUAUUUUUGUUCAUUUAAGCAACCAGAAGUCCCUUGCUAAUGAGAUUAAUGAGCCACAAUUAGUUAAGCAGUUGUUUUCUAAUAACCUUUAGGCUUUCCUCUUUCUAAAGCAUUCAGUGGUCACAUUUCUCACUUCCUCUCUUCCCACCUCCACAUUCUGCUGCUUCCCUCUCAAUUCCAUUGCUGCUUGUUAACCUUGCAGUGACACUGUACUGGAGCUUUACUGGUUCUUUACUGGUUCUGUGCUCAGCAGGCUUCUGAUAGAAGAGG